UCGUCACGCCUUAUGUAUGUUAGGAAAUGAGAAAUUUGUGGGAAACCAUUUUCAAAGUCUGAAACCCAGAACAAAGUGCUGACAAAAGAAAACAAAACCAAAUAGACAAAAAAAAAAAGGGUAACCUGUUUCAUCUGCCCCUUUUAUGGUAGCAGCAUAUAUAAUAGAAGGGCUUUAGCCUUUCUUUUCUUCUUUUUGUUAUUUUUCUUAUGCAAAGGAGAGCCUUCUUUUUCUCGUUUUGGCUUUGAAGAAGAAGGCUCUGUUUUGGAAUUUCUUUUUUUAUUUGUUUUCUUUGGGGGGAAGGUAUUUGAGAAGAUGAUAAGAUGGUGGAUAUCUGCCUUGCAAUUAGCCGAGCUGUUUGUUAGCUCUAUGGUACAUUUGCUAUACGGGUUUUACAUAUUUAGCACGGCGGUGGCUGGUGACCUUUCUCAGGCUUUGAAUGAAUGGUUUAUUAAGCCUAAUGCAAAUAUAGAGGUGAAAAGAGAAGACCCAAGUGGGACCAAUGUUGAUGCUCUGCCCCCUAUUGUGUUGGUUCAUGGCAUUUUUGGAUUUGGCAAAGGGCGAUUGGGAGGUUUAUCAUACUUUGCAGGGGCAGAGAAGAAAGAUGAGAGGGUUCUUGUGCCUGAUUUGGGAUCUCUUACCAGCAUAUACGAUAGGGUUUUGGGUGGCUUCAGGGCGCGUGAAUUGUUCUAUUAUUUGAAAGGAGGGCAAGUUGAUUAUGGUGAAGAACACAGCAAGGCUUGUGGGCACUCGCAGUUUGGGCGAAUUUAUGAGCAAGGACAUUACCCGGAAUGGGAUGAAGAUCACCCUAUUCACUUUGUUGGCCAUUCAGCUGGUGCUCAGGUUGUGCGAGUCUUGCAGCAAAUGCUUGCUGAUAAGGCAUUCAAGGGAUAUGAGAGUACUUCUGAGAACUGGGUAUUGAGCAUAACAUCCUUAUCCGGGGCUUUCAAUGGGACUACAAGAACCUAUUUAGACGGCAUGCAGCCAGAGGAUGGGAGAAUGAUGAAACCUAUAUGUCUACUGCAGCUGUGCCGCUUAGGAGUCAUAAUUUAUGAUUGGUUGGAUAUCCCCUGGCUAAAGGCCUACUACAAUUUUGGGUUCGAUCACUUUAGCACGUCAUGGAAAAAAAUGGGUCUUUGGGGUCUUGUUGACUGCCUCUUGGGGAAUGCGGGGCCGUUUGCUACGGGAGACUGGAUCCUUCCUGAUCUUACAAUUCAAGGGUCAAUAAGACAGAACUGCCAUCUACAAACAUUUCCUAACACGUUCUACUUCAGCUAUGCUACCAAGCGUACAAGGAAGAUCCUGGGUGUCACAGUUCCUUCCGGCAUUCUUGGUAUACACCCUUUGCUUUUUAUACGAGUACUACAGAUGAGCCAGUGGCGUCAUCCUCCAGAUGUUUCUCCCCCUUAUAAAGGCUACAGGGAUGAAGAUUGGCAGGACAAUGAUGGAGCUCUCAACAUGAUAUCCAUGACUCACCCUCGUCUUCCGAUUGAGCAUCCAAGCCAUUUUGUUGUGAAUGAUUCGGAGUGCCUACCCUUGCAGCCAGGCAUAUGGUAUUACAAGAUUGUAGAGGCAGAUCACAUAUUGUUCAUUGUGAAUAGGGAAAGAGCAGGCUUUCAAUAUGAUCUGAUAUAUGACAGCAUUUUUGAACGUUGCAGAAAACAUGUAGUUAGAAAGACUCUACUAACUUUACCAAAUCAAGCUCCCGAAUAGUCUAGCACCCGUUAUUCUCACACAUACACUACACUACAAGUCUACUUCUGGAAGAGGAAAUCAUAACAGCUCUCAUUAUGUUCCACCCCACAAAUUCUCUUCUCAUCUGUUUCUUUAUUUUUCCCGACUUUUCCACCCUUUUUAUCCCUGCUGUAAUUGUAAAAUUUCCAUUUCAUUUCUCUUUAUGAUUCCACAUACCAAUUCACUAGGUUGUAGCUAUGUGCGGGGAUAUCAGAAGCUUAGGCUGUACACCAAUGUUUUAUCUUCACUAAAUUUGGAUGCAUCUUGGAAGAGAUAUUCUCAAAGCAUAUAGAAUCGUUCAAGUUGGGAAGGCCA
Molecule: messenger RNA, 2049 nt
Organism: Theobroma cacao (cacao)
Lineage: Eukaryota; Viridiplantae; Streptophyta; Magnoliopsida; Malvales; Malvaceae
Product: alpha/beta-Hydrolases superfamily protein
Source: RefSeq, a predicted model, not a curated record